AUUGCCACAUGACUGUUUACUGUAAGUCCUGAGCAUGGAUGUAUUGAUGGAGUUGGGGUGAAAGUUUUUGCUCGGUCUGCACCAUGUGUUCUUAUUUGUUAAUGUUUAACUUCUCGAAAGUUGCAUGAAGCAAAACGUUGUGUCGAAACCGUUUCUUCCACAGCAGCAGUACUGCUCACAGCCAACACGUAUUCAGAUUACACUUCACACAUUUCUUAAAUUAUCUUUCUUUUACUUCGAUUAAUUCAAAGAUAGCAGAGCAGGAAUGGCUGCCCUGAGAGCAGCAAAACAAGCUCUGAGGACAGAGAUAAAGCGACGGGUUGCAGCGCUGAGUGACGGCGAGAAACAACGACAGUCCCUGGUCGUUUCACAGAAGCUGUUUAAACACCCAAAGUAUGUGUCCUCUGAGCGGAUCGCAGUGUUUCUCAGCAUGGAUGAUGAAGUACGCACCAAGGAAAUCAUCAAACACGUGUUUAAACUGGGAAAAAGCUGCUUCAUCCCCAGAUAUAAGAGCAACAGCAGUCAUAUGGACAUGUUGAAGCUGAACAGUCUGCAGGACAUAGAGACACUGCCUCUGACGUCCUGGAACAUCAGACAGCCUGCUGAGGACGACAACAGCAGAGAGGAGGCGCUGGCCACAGGAGGUCUCGACCUGAUCUUGAUGCCAGGCCUGGGUUUUGACCAGUUGGGGAAGCGUUUGGGACGAGGCAAAGGUUUCUAUGACACUUACCUGGAGCGCUGCAUCAGACACCCCAAAGGAAAGCCCUACACCAUCGCCUUGGCCUUCAAAGAGCAGCUGUGUCAGGAAAUUCCUGUCGAUGACAACGAUGUGCUCAUUGAUGAAGUCCUGUAUGAGAAUGAUGAGUAGACAGUCAAUCACCAGUGCCGGUCCAUGAACUCAAAACUUGAACUCAAAGCUAUAUUUACACAACAAACUCAGCUAAAGGUUUUAUAUUAAUGUCAUUAAUUCAACUUGUGGUUUUCAUACUAUGACUUGUCAAAAUAUUGUUAUAAUAGCAUCAUACAGGUUAAAGUACUAAUUCAAUGGCUGUAUUGAUAACCUGCUAAAACCUGAUGUUCUGUGCCAGUAUUCUGCUCCUAAUGUCAUGCUGUUGUUUAUAUGGAGGUAAAAAAAAGAAAGGUUUUACUAACUGCUAAAUACUUGAAACAAAGAAUUCAUUUGCAACAAACAUUAACAGACAAUUACAUGAAAAGAAGUGCAAAUAAAGCUUAACAGUUUUUUAAUGUA
Messenger RNA from Lates calcarifer (barramundi perch), 1249 nucleotides. It is a transcript of the gene mthfs, whose product is annotated as 5,10-methenyltetrahydrofolate synthetase (5-formyltetrahydrofolate cyclo-ligase). Gene Ontology annotation, molecular function: 5-formyltetrahydrofolate cyclo-ligase activity. Gene Ontology annotation, cellular component: mitochondrion. The transcript has 3 exons. The coding region runs from base 266 to 868 and encodes 200 amino acids. Gene Ontology annotation, biological process: tetrahydrofolate interconversion; folic acid-containing compound biosynthetic process. Lineage: Eukaryota; Metazoa; Chordata; Actinopteri; Centropomidae. The record is from RefSeq and is a predicted model, not a curated record.